AUGAAAUAUGCAAUAGUAUCUCACAAUGAUAGCUUGAAUGGAGAUACAGAUCUUCACAUCGCUGCCCAGGGGAAAUCCCUAAAAAUUUUCGAGUUUCUUGUUUCACAUUGCGCAGAGAUCAACUCACAAAAUAAUAAUGGGUGUACGGUACUUAUUUAUGCAAUUUGUAAUAAUAAUAUAGAAAUGGUAAAAUGUCUUGUAUCUCAUAAUGCGGAUGUCAACGUAAAAGACAAACAUGGAAAUUUCCCUCUAAUUUUGGCUAUUGGGUUAAGAAACAUAAGAAUUAUUGAAAUUCUCAUUUCAAAAGGUGCCGAUAUUAAUGCAAGAAAUAAUCUCGGACGCAUGGCUCUUAUUAAUGCUGUUGAUAACAGCCAAAUGGAAAUUGUACAAUUCUUUAUAUCACAUAAUGCUUAUGUGAAUGCAAUGAAUGAAAAAGGAAAUUCACCUCUUAUGUAUGCAGUAAGAAAUAGAAGCGAAGAUAUCGCCAAAUAUCUCAUAAUACAUGGGGCAAAUGUGCGGCUUAGAUCAGUUGAUGGAAAUUCUCCACUACGUAUUGCAGUGGAAAAUGAUUUAGAAAAAACAACGAAACUUCUUCUUAUGCAGGGCGCUAGUAUAUAUGCUAAGGAUAAUAAAAGUGAACAGUAUUGGAAUUCGCAAAGGAUAAAAGAUUAUUUAGAUAUUCUGACUCUCAAAGGCUUGUAA
Trichomonas vaginalis G3 is the source of this 702-nucleotide messenger RNA. RefSeq names its product spectrin binding. Bases 1 to 702 code for a protein of 233 amino acids. The record is from RefSeq and is a predicted model, not a curated record. Lineage: Eukaryota; Parabasalia; Trichomonadida; Trichomonadidae. Gene Ontology annotation, cellular component: cytoplasm; nucleus. The transcript has a single exon. Gene Ontology annotation, molecular function: protein binding.